CCAGGUCUUCAUAGCAAACACAGACUGGAAUACAAUUGUUUACAACGUACUUACACCAGCCAUUACAGCAAGAUAUGUGCAAAUUUACCCAACAAAGGAAUAUUACUCGUCUGGCUACCUGGCCUUGAGGAUGGAGCUUUACGAAUGUAAAGGAGAUGAAGGGGUGUGCUCGUAUGCACUUGGGAUGGAAAGUAGAAUGAUUAAAGACAAACAGAUUACAGCUUCAACUACAUACUCAAAGUAUUCACCAUCAUGGGGAAGACUGAACUCUGGAAACGGGGGAUGGUGGGCUGUUGGUGGCGACAAAAACCCAUGGCUUCAGAUCGAUUUGCUUGAGAUAAAAAUGAUUAACGGAAUUGCCACACAGGGAAACUGGAACCACUUUGCGAAAGAAUACCAUCUUGAAUACAGAAAUGCCACUAAAAAUGACCUCAUUAAGUACACAACGAACAAAGUGAAAGUAUUCCAAGCAAAUUCUGACGGUUCCAGCAUUGUCUACAAUGCCAUUGAUCCUCCAAUAAUCGCCCAGAUAGUUCGUAUUGUACCAAAGUAUGAAGAUCAUAUGACUAUGAGGGCUGAGCUAUAUGGAUGUCCAUAUAUGGGAUCCUAUGAUGGAUCAAAGUAGCACGUGAUCAAAACUGUGAAUACAGUCGAUGUCAGCAUCGCGCAUGCUCGUAUCACGAAAUUACCAGAUUAAAGCAACCAGACAUUAAGAACGUGGAUGAGCGUCUUUUAAUCUCCUUGGUCAUCUUUGACUAGGUCUACAAUUAACUGAACUUUGAGCUGGACAUUACAUCAUUCUUGUAUACAUUAUAUUUCUCUAAAGUUGUAAGGUUCUGGAAAACACGACUACUUCUGAAAACACUUAAUGACAAUUACUUUUUUGGAGAUUCCUCGAUCCAUGUGCAAAACACUUCGAUAAGUAUACUUUAAGCAUCAGUGGACUAAAAAAUUUUAAAUUAGGCAGACAUGCAUGGUACGUUGCUACUCUAAAUCUGUAUCUGUUGUUUACAUAACAUUUUAGGUCGAACUUAUUUGAAUCUCACGGAAUUUUCCAUAUUUUUAAUAGGCGCUUUUAGAGCGUUGAGUCGGGCUAGCUACUUUUGAAAAUUGAGAAAAACAGGAUAUUACAUGGUAGUGUAGUUGCGCUGAUACGCGAACGAGUGAAAGAUUUCAACACAAGAAGAUUCUUAUUUCCAAGCAAAUGUGUAACUGAUUCUGUCUUGAUAUGGUUAUUGUAUGAAAGUAAAUUGUGACGUAGAAUAACUUUUUUUCUUCUAAUAAUGUGGUAGCAAGAAUGCAUUACCACUUUUUAGUAAUGAAUUAAUGUACUGUUCAAAAUUCUAAAUGUUUGUUCACGCAGCGCCAGAUAUUCUUUUCUGAUGACUUGGCGCAACGACGUCAAAAACACUAGAAAUAUCGAACCAGGAGUAUUUCUGUCUGGCUAGCCUGACUUCACGCUCUAAGAGAGUCUAGUUCUAGAAGGCACAAAUCUAAAUGCAACUCCAGAAUUCAAGAGUGAGAGUUCAUUAGAACAAUUCGUCCGCAUCAAUAAACCACUGGGUUAAUCUAAAUAUAAUGCUCUAGGAAAUGUGGUUCAUUCUGUAUUUUGAACAUCAUUCUUUAGUUGAAAGAGUUGUUUUUCAUAUCAAUUGGCAAAUUUAACAAUAUUUAAUACAAGCAAUAAAUUUUAAAUGUAGUAAAUCCCAUGAAAAAUUGUUGUUUGAUAAAAAAGGCGAACGGCGAUGAUUUCAUUACCGAAAGUAGCCAUGGGGUUUGCUUAUGUAAGGGGAAUAACAGCUUUAUACAGUAAGAUAGUCUGUGGUAAAAAUUUGGCUCCAUUUAGUCCCCAUGUUCUAUGCAAGGUGAGUCCAAUUAACAAUGCAAAGCGUAACCAUAAUCAUCCCUUUCAACAAAACGCUACUUGUAUAUGGCACUAGCAUGAUAGAGAGUUUUUACUGCAAACGUCAAAUUGGCAAGUUUAUGUUUUAUCUCGAAAUUUCAAACAAACGUCAAAACGCUUCGACAGGAAUAGUGAUACACUUAUGUACGAAAGAAGAGAUCCAGUCUAUUUUAUACACAAUCGCGAAAGAACAGAGCGUUAACACAGAAAAACAGUGAUCAAGUGAUCAAUUUUGACGUUUGGCUUCGUCGUUAACACAUAUCUACCCUGGGAACCAGAAGCUGGAUUUACUCGUUCUUGUAGUUUAUAUACUGCGCGAAGCGCCGUCCUUGAGGCCGAAUAUAAACUACAAGAACGAGUAAAUCCAGCCUCUGGUUCCCAGGGUAACACAUAUCUAAAACUCACCAAUAAUUAUUAUAUAUUGAUAAUGUCUUCGCAUCGAGACGUUUGCGGUGUAUUCAGUCUCAUCACUGAAUGAUCAUAUAGAAAUAAAGAAAAGGUCAUUCCGGGAGAAAAACACUUCAAUCAAAAUAAAUUCAGAAAAACA
Exaiptasia diaphana is the source of this 2450-nucleotide messenger RNA. RefSeq names its product venom prothrombin activator pseutarin-C non-catalytic subunit. The record is from RefSeq and is a predicted model, not a curated record. The transcript is spliced from 2 exons. The coding region runs from base 131 to 625 and encodes 164 amino acids. Lineage: Eukaryota; Metazoa; Cnidaria; Anthozoa; Actiniaria; Aiptasiidae.